AUGGAAAACAUUCCGAAGAUAAUGAUAAGCUCUUCCAAUGGUCCUCGGCCCAUGCCAGUGAUCGGAAUGGGCACAGCAACACUGACCGCAUGUAGUGAUGAGGUUAAGGUGGCGGUUAUUGAGGCCAUCAAGAUGGGUUAUCGCCACUUCGACACAGCGGCACUCUACCAAACUGAGAACCCUGUUGGAGAAGCCAUCAGAGACGCCCUCAGACUUGGUCUCAUAAACUCCCGUUCUGAGCUUUUUAUUACGACUAAGCUGUGGUGUAAUUCCACGGAACGCCUUCUUGUCAUACCUGCAAUGAAGGAGAGUCUCCGGAAUUUGGGGCUCGAGUAUGUAGAUCUGUACUUGAUACAUUGGCCAUUAAAGCUCAACCAAGAGCAUUUCAAAGUCCCGGUUCCAAAAGAUUGCAUAGCCACAAUUGAUAUCAAGGCCGUUUGGGAAGCAAUGGAAGAGUGUCAAAAUCUCGGACUUACCAAAUCCAUUGGCGUAAGCAAUUUUUCUUCUCGAAAGAUUCAACAAAUUCUUUCCUUCUCGAAAAUCCCUCCUGCGGUUAACCAGGUUGAGAUGAAUCCAAUUUGGCAACAAAAACAACUCAAUGAAUUUUGCAAAGAGAACAACAUCAUUCUCACUGCGUACUCCCCUCUAGGAGCAAUCGGCAAUGCUUGGGGAGAUAAUCGGGUAAUCGAGUGUGAUGUUCUCCAAGAUAUUGCUAUGUCCAAAGGAAAGACAACAGCUCAGAUUUCUUUAAGAUGGUUAUAUGAGCAAGGUGUCAGCUUUGUAGUAAAGAGUUUCAAUACAAAAAGGAUGAAGCAAAACCUUGACAUAUUCAAUUGGUCACUGAGUGCCGAAGAGCUUAACAAAAUCAGCUAUAUUUCUCAGCGCAAGAAUGUUUAUUUAAUUGGUAUGAUGGUGAGUGAGCAUAACGAUGUAAUGGCCGAUAUUGACGAUGAGCUUUGA
Messenger RNA from Lactuca virosa, 960 nucleotides. The record is from the annotation of a GenBank genome assembly. NCBI's taxonomy places the organism in Eukaryota, Viridiplantae, Streptophyta, Magnoliopsida, Asterales, Asteraceae.